UCUUGAAUUCCAAAUUACCCUCAUUGUAGACAGAAAGCGAACACAGUAACAAUGGGAUCUGUUCAACCAGUCGAAGAACUUGACGCUUUGCUCGUCGGAGCAGGUUUCGGUUCAUUUACCAUGCUGAAUAAACUCCGUAAGCAAGGCCUCAAAGUCAAGAUCUACGAGAAAGGCUCGGCAUCCGGCGGUAUCUGGUACUGGAAUUGCUAUCCCGGAGCUCGCGUCGACAGCGAUACACCCAUCUAUCAGCUUUUCGACGAAGAAUUGUGGAAGGACUUUACAUUCAAGGAGCGAUAUGCUGGCUGGAAAGAGCUCCGAAGAUAUUUCAAUCAUGUUGAGAAGGUAUGGGAAGUCAACAAGGAUACCGAGUUCAACAAGCACGUGGACAGCGCUCGAUUCGACGAGAGCACUAACCGCUGGCAUGUCGAAUGCUCUGAUGGUACUGAGGUGUCAUGCAGAUGGUUCAUUCCUUGCAUUGGAUUUGCCUCAAAGAAAUACACACCUCCCGUCAAGAACCUCGGCGACUUCAAGGGCCAGGUCUACCACACCGCAGUCUGGCCACAACACGAUGUUGGCAUGAAAGGCAAGAGAGUCGGUAUCAUCGGUACUGGCGCAUCUGGUAUUCAAGUCGCUCAAGAAGUUGGACCCAAAGUCGACCACCUCACAUGCUUCAUCCGCACACCCAACUUCUGUCUCCCCAUGCGCCAGCACCAACUCGACGCACAGGAUGAGAAGAGCAAGAAAGAGAGCGGCUACUACGAGAAGCAAUUCGAAGCCACUCGCGGCACAUUCGCCGGUUUCACAUACGACUUCCUCGAGAAGAACACCUUCGACGACAGCCCAGAGGAGCGAGAGAAGCAGUAUGAAGACCUCUGGGAGCAAGGCGGCUUCCGUUUCUGGCUCAAUACAUACAAAGACAUGCUGUUCGAGCAGAAAGCCAACGACGAAGCGUACAAAUUCUGGUACAAGAAAACCCGCGAGAGGAUCCCCGAUCCCAAGAAAGCAGAGAUCCUCGCACCAACUAAACCACCACAUCCAUGGGGAACCAAGCGUCCUUCUCUGGAACAGAAUUACUACGAAGUCAUGAGCCAAGACAACGUCAAGCUCGUGGACGUUAACAAAUCCCCCAUCAUAGAGGUCACAGAAACCGGUCUCAAGCACAAGGACGGCUUCGAGAAACUCGAUAUCCUGGUCCUCGCCACAGGCUUCGACUCCGUCACUGGCUCUCUGGCUCAACUCGACAUCCGCGGCACGACAGGAGGUACGAUCGCAGAUCACUGGAAAGACGGAACCAGGACCAGCAUGGGUAUCGCAAUACCCACGUUCCCCAAUAUGUUCUUCUUGUACGGUCCUCAAGCACCUACGGCGUUCAGUAAUGGACCAAGCUGUACGCAAUUCCAGGCCGAGUUUGUAGAGAAAGCUAUUAAGCUUGCUACUGAGAAGGGGAUCACUAGAUUGGAGAGUACGCCUGAGACGGAGGAGGAUUGGUGUAAGCGUAUGCAGGAGAAAUGGGAUGAAACGCUCUUCCCGCUUGCGAAGUCUUGGUACCAGGGUGCGAAUAUUCCUGGGAGGAAGGUUGAGCCUUUGAAUUGUAAGUUUCCCUCUUUUGCUCUGUUGCAGAUGAGAUGAAAAGAUCAUACGCUGACUUGAGCUAGGGGCUGGUGGUAUGCCGGAGUAUCGCGAGAGUUUGGAUAAGAGUCUUCAGAAUAACCUUCAAGGGUGGAAAUACUCGACUGCGAAGGCGUAGGGUAGAUUUUAGAUUCUAGAAUUAGCUUUUUGUAAUGUAUGCUUGCUUGAAUAUGCCUGUUCGUGCCAGAUCGUGUAUAUCAGAAACUUUUGUUGCUUGCUGUGUAGUAGUCGACAGUCAUGGUGAGUUACUGAAAACAGACAAGCGCAUGCAGAAAAAGCAAGUGAAACUUAGAUUGGAGCAUGAUCUUAUGCUCGGAAUCUACGCCUGAAACCCUGGGACUUGUAAAUUGAGAAGUGCCAAGUGAGCACCGUGUAAAUGUUUGAACCGCAUAGCCAAUGGGCUUCCAAUUAAGGUACGCUCAUUAGAUGUGUGGCUUUCUCCAAAUACAAUACUGGGAGAAUUACCGUCAAAGAAUAAACAGAUUCAAGCGAGAGGCCGGAUAGCGACGCAAAAAGACCAUUCAAAAUCCAUCAAAUUCCCCUAAGCUGGCACCGACAGUAUGAAGACAAUAGUAGAAAAAGACGUUGAGCAUAGAGGAAAUGUUUAAUCGAAUAGAAAGUUUAAUCCAAUAGCAUUCGCUGGAAAACACCUGCAAUAAGAAAACUGUAGUAAAAUGUCCAAUUCUGUCGUAAAAUCAUGCGUCAUUAUUCGUAAAACUACCUUCCAGCAUCUCUUUCUCCCCAUUCAACCCACCGUCUAAUCACCUCAUCAACACUCUUGACUCCAUCUCGACUAGCAUCUACCUCAAACCAUUCCCUAUGUUCCCUUCCACAAGCCUUACACUUCCCAUCUCCCAGGACUCUCUGUGCAUUCAACUCAAUAUGUAUUAACCGUUCCACUUUGUGUGCAUUGGGAACCUUCCUAGGUGUUCUAGGAAGUUGAUCUAGGUUUGUAUUGGAGAGAGUUGUGGCUUGAUACGGAUAGUAUCGAAUAAGGGAGAGAUUGUAGCCACAUUGCUUAGUCCACUGGUUUAGACGGCGGUAUACGUUUUGAGCGCGACCAAUCUUCAAUAGUAUGGUCUUCUUAUUUGCAGAACCAGGAAGGGUCGUGGAAAAGGCAUUGAGAGCAUCUGAUGUCCUGCGUUGUCCUGGUAUCGGUCGAGAUGGUGGCGCAAGAAGAUUGGAUGCUAAUUCUGCAGGUGGUGUGGUAGGAAGUGACUCUGGCGUCAACCAAAACAUAUAUAUGUACCCCUCAUUGUCCAGCUUCGAGACUGGUUUUGCCAGCUCUGCUAAAAGUUGUGACGUGAUUUGGGGGGAUGCUGACUUCGGUAUGAGAGAUAGAAACUCUCCUGUUCUGGAAGAGGGGUCGCGAUGUAUCGAAGGUCGGUGACUCGUUGGGUGCAUACUCGAGGAUACUUUCAAAACCUUGGGUGGUAUUGGUGCUGUUGUCCGUCUUCCAGGUCUGUGAGUCGCAGGUCGAGGUGCUCUUUUAGCAUCGUCUGCAAUCCCAAUACAGCAAAAGAGACCCAAGUUACUGGCAGGUUGUGGCCGUGGCUUUGUUCGCUCCGGUCGUGAACUUUCAAUCUUUGGUUUCUCAUUCUCAGAUUUCGGGACUGGCUUUCGACGUUUCUCUUGUUUCCGUUCCGCCACUUCCAACAAUCCCAACCUGUCAAUCAGUGUAUCAACGCUUGUUCGCUCUUUUAUCGUAGCAGACUGGACACCUUGUGGCGAAGCCCCAGGAUGAGCACCUGCUUGAUUCUUGUGCUGCCAGCAGUAUGCUUCCGGAGUCGGGGGUGGUCUCCCAGGACUCGACUUCCUCCGCGGACUUGGACUCGGCGAGGAUUGUGGUGUCUUUGCAAUUGCUCUUCGACAUGGUGUUCCACUCGUCGUCAGACCUCGACAGGUAGCAUCUGGAUUCUUCGAGUCUGAUCUCUGAAGCAAGGACUCCGGCGUAUGGGGAAUGUACGUAGCCAUUCUGGUGGUUAGUUCAUAAAGAAAUGUACCAACCUGGGAUACAGUAAUAUAUUACUGCUGGUAUAGAAACCUUGGAACGUGGCAGUGACGAGAUCCAGGACCUUGAAUCCAUCGUGGCCAGUGAUUCAUUGGAGACGCGUUGAAUCUGAGGAGAGGCUG
Messenger RNA from Cadophora gregata, 3762 nucleotides. RefSeq lists its product as uncharacterized. The record is from RefSeq and is a predicted model, not a curated record. The coding region runs from base 52 to 1629 and encodes 525 amino acids. The transcript has 2 exons. NCBI's taxonomy places the organism in Eukaryota, Fungi, Ascomycota, Leotiomycetes, Helotiales, Ploettnerulaceae. Gene Ontology annotation, molecular function: oxidoreductase activity.